This is a messenger RNA of Megalobrama amblycephala (Wuchang bream), 4049 nucleotides long. RefSeq names its product tubulin tyrosine ligase-like family, member 11 (gene ttll11). NCBI's taxonomy places the organism in Eukaryota, Metazoa, Chordata, Actinopteri, Cypriniformes, Xenocyprididae. Gene Ontology annotation, cellular component: cilium. The transcript has 9 exons. The record is from RefSeq and is a predicted model, not a curated record. Bases 972 to 3203 code for a protein of 743 amino acids. Gene Ontology annotation, molecular function: tubulin binding; tubulin-glutamic acid ligase activity. Gene Ontology annotation, biological process: microtubule cytoskeleton organization; protein polyglutamylation.
UACUGAGAUUUUGUAUGUUUUCCCAUUCAUUGCAACACAUAGGCUAUUGACGUACUGACAUAUGAUAUGACUGAUAAUCAUGAAGAUGAACAAGAUGCAGUUUUACAGCUCAAGUGCAUUAUAACAAGGGGACACUCCAUACUAACACCAAGAAAUUAUGAAACUCAUGUUUUUUUCUUAUUCUUAUUGUAAAGCUGUAAUGCCUAGAAUGGUCGCUGAUUUUCCGCUUCGCGAAUAGCUCGAGUCCAGCGCAAUAUGUUGCUGCCAUGUGCCUCGACGGCUUCCGUCAGUUGCGUUGCGUUGUCAACAGGACCAAAACACCAGCAGCGACAGCACACUGGAGCUUUACUUCUGGUGGUCAGUCCGUUGGCCAUCAGCUGACACUUCACCUGUCCGGCUGCAUUAACUCUGCCACGUCUUAGCGAACAGCAGGUAAACUGAAUGCACGCGAUGUUUUCAUUUGGAGAUACGGCGUCUGUUUAAAAUCGCGAGAGCAGUCGGUGCCCCUCACCGGCACUUUAAAACUGAACGAAACUGACAGGGGGAAUGCGGUGAUGCGCCCUGCCAUGCCCUGCGCUCAUCUUCCCCAUAUAUAUCCCCUGAUAUGUGCUGUUAGUUGAGUAUUUCUUUAUAUAGAAUGGGAUGAAUUAAGCACAAUUGCGUUUAUAUGCAGCUUUUAGUGUUAUUACAGGCGGUCAAGAGCCUCGUUUUCCCAGUAAAAGGAAACUGGACAGCUCUUGUGCCUGGAGCCACUCCUGUCCCGCUAGAUAGCCAUCAAAAACAUUCAGCACACUGUAGUGAUGUGCUAUCUGCCAGUACUAAUAAGGUGUUUAUAAUGUUCAGACUGUAAUAAUGGAGUCCGUGUGUAUUUACGCUAGUUUAUCAGGCUCCAUAGUUGACUGUUUUAUAGACUGGUUUUCUGUUUUUGUGCUUUAGUUUGGGCAGCACCAGCUGGUCCAUGUUAGCAGCUUAUGCUAGUAGAUUAUCCUGACAUAUUCACCAACCUAAAUGAGAUCACAAACCAUCCGACAAUUAUUAACACUAUGAGCGAUCACUAUGAGAGAGUGAAGAUUGAGCUCCAGCAGAUGAAGGCGGUGGAGAGCGAGGCCGCGGCCGACAAGGAGCAGCUGUCCCCGGCCUCAGUGACUUCAGUACCUGCUGAGGUCUCCUUCGCGGCUCGGAGAGACCUCUCCAGAAGUAGCAUCAAUGGGAGAAGUCGGAGUAAAAGUAGAAGCAAAGCUGAUGGUCAUGAGAGACAGGUGAACGGCAAACAGUUGUCAGACCUGACGCCACAGAAGUCAGACUAUUCUCAGGAGAAAGGACAGAGCCGUUUGAGCAACGAGCAAAACAUUAAAGGUACGUUAAGGCUUUUAAAGGGCAAAACGGCAGCAAACGGUCACGUUGAGUCAUGCCAGAGAGAGAAGGAUUUGAAAUGUGAGCACCACGGUAAAGAGGACGGGAGCAAAGUGGCCAAAAAGAGGAGAGCUGUGACGGUGGACACAUCCAAAGCGAAGACGUCGCUUGAAGCGCUGAAGAUGAGCAUCAGACAGCUGAAGUGGAAAGAGUUUCCGAUGGGUAGGCGGACAGCCUGUGAUAUCUACUGGCAUGGCGUUUCAUUUCAUGACAAUGAGAACAUCGUCUCUGGGCAAGUCAAUAAAUUCCCAGGAAUGAUAGAGAUGCUGCGGAAGAUAAACCUGAGUCGUGCCGUGCGCACCAUGCAAGAGCUGUUCCCGGAGGAGUACAACUUCUACCCACGCUCCUGGAUACUGCCUGAGGAAUACCAGCUCUUCUCCACACAGAUUCGUCUCCUGAAGGAUAACGAUUCAACCCUCAAACCAACUUUCAUCGUCAAACCGGACAGCGGAUCCCAGGGCGACGGCAUCUACCUCAUCCGUGACCCUGCUGACCUUCGGGUUAUCUCAGGUUCUCAGAUCAAACAAGCAGUUGUUCAAGAAUAUAUCCAGAAACCCCUGCUCAUCGAUAAAUUGAAGUUUGAUAUCCGCCUCUACGUUCUGGUCCGUUCGCUGGAGCCUUUAGAGAUCUACAUUGCAAAAGAGGGUCUGUCCAGGUUCUGCACAGAACCCUACCAAGAACCCAGCCAGAAGAAUCUCAGUCAUGUUUUUAUGCACCUUACCAACUAUUCCCUUAACGUGCACAGCGGGAACUUUGUCCACUCCGACAGCUGCAGCACGGGCAGUAAACGUACCUUCUCUAGCGUUCUCUAUCGCAUAGCAUCUAAAGGAGUGGACAUCAAGAAGGUCUGGUCAGACAUUAUUGCUUUGGUUAUAAAGACAGUAAUUGCACUUGUGCCUGAACUGAAGGUGUAUUACCAGGCAGAUAUACCGCCUGGAAAACCAGGACCGACAUGUUUUCAGAUCCUGGGCUUUGAUAUCCUGCUGAUGAAGAACUUGAAGCCUGUUUUACUAGAGGUCAAUGCCAAUCCCAGCAUGAGGAUUGAACAUGAGCAGGAGGUGUCACCUGGUGUGUAUGAAUAUGUACCGAGUCCAGUAGAUGAGGAGGUGAAAGUGGGUGUGAUCAGAGACACGCUGCGGCUCAUGGACCCCGCUCAGAGGAAACAACACGUAACGUCAAACACGGAGGGCGGUUCACCAGAAGACGCUAUUGUUGUGGAGACAGGAAGCGAUGAGAAAGAAAGCUUGACGGAUUCUCUUCCAUCUUUGUGUUUAAAGCAAGUCUUCCCCAAAUACACAAAGCAGUUUAAUUACUUGCGGGUCGUGGAACGCAUCGCUGCCAUUUUCCUGCGCUUCCUCGGCGUCAAAGGAACCAUGAGACUGGGCCCGACCGGGUUCCGCACCUUUAUCAGGAACUGCAAGCUGAGUAACAGCAGCUUCUCAAUGGCUUCAGUGGACAUCCUGUACAUCGACAUCACGCGCCGCUGGGCCGGAAUGCUCCCCGACUCCAGAGAGGCAGGAAUGUCUCUUCAGGCAUUUAUUGAGGCCUUCUUCUACCUGGCAGCACGCAGGUUCAAGGCUGUACUCCUGCGGGAGCAGGUGCUCUUGCUGCUGGAGGUGUGUGAGGGGGCCCUCGAGGGGCAGAGCCACAGCGAGAAGCCACGGCCACAACGGUCACACCCAGCUCAAUCAUCAGCGCCAAACGCGUUCAGCUCCCCAGCACUGACACGCCGCCACCAUCUACGGCACCAGCCGCUGCAACUCUCUGCUAAAGCAAACACAGAGAACUGACAAUCUCACUCAUACAAAACCGUUCCAUGUCUUCUGAGGUACAAUGCCAUGUGCUUUUGAAUAAAUAAAGAAAGAGGAUAGAAUAAUGAAGCGGAUAUCAUAUUAUAUAGAAGCCAGGAUAGAUUCACUCUCUGUGCAAUAGCUCAAGUUGAAUUGUUUAUACACAGCUCAGAUGAAGAUAUUUCUUUCACCACACUACACAGAAAAAUGUAAAUGGAAGACAUUCAUGUGUGUGUUCUGAUGCCAGUACACUAACACUCAGGCACUUGUUUCAGUGCUAAAUGUGCGGACAGCGUGCGUAUGAGCAUAUGCUUACCUUCAGGUAAUGUGGGUAGUAUUUGUGCGAAUCAAUCACUGCAGGGAUAACGAAGCAUCCUGGUGAAAAUAUCACAGGGAUUCGGUGUUUCUUAAAGGGAAGGGAUGCUGUCGUAACACCACUUCACUUCAGAAAAGCAGCUAAUUAUCUCAAACGGCCACCUUUAACUGACUAGACAGAGCGACACGGUGGUCUUUUGUUAGGGAAUGGCACCAAGUGCACUCAAAGUUUACGAAGUUUUGUUUUAUUUAUACCCAUAGAGAUUUAUUAUUUAUUGUUUUUCACUUAACCAAGUCAUUUACUAUAGCUUUAUUGAAAUGCUUCUGCAUGUAGAAAUUAUGACAGAAGGAAAAAAAGGGGUUUGCUGUGGUUUAAUGCAAGCGGACAUCUCACUGGAUUAGCACAUAUUUACACAGAUCAUUUAACCCUCAUUUAAUAUCACAUUGCAGCUGCAGGCAUUUACAUAUACAUAUUAGGCUUGACUGAGAUGUACUUUUUAUGGUAAUGAAUAAACAUUGCAUUUAAAACAA